This is a messenger RNA of Daphnia pulicaria, 2342 nucleotides long. RefSeq names its product putative glycerol kinase 5. The transcript is spliced from 10 exons. Bases 333 to 1919 code for a protein of 528 amino acids. Gene Ontology annotation, cellular component: mitochondrion. Gene Ontology annotation, biological process: glycerol-3-phosphate biosynthetic process; triglyceride metabolic process; glycerol metabolic process. NCBI's taxonomy places the organism in Eukaryota, Metazoa, Arthropoda, Branchiopoda, Diplostraca, Daphniidae. The record is from RefSeq and is a predicted model, not a curated record. Gene Ontology annotation, molecular function: glycerol kinase activity.
AAAUAUUGUUUUCUUUUCUGUUUUCUCACUCACGAAGUAGGUCAAAACUCUUUUGGACCAACAUCACAUGCUGGAGGGAUUGAUGUUUACCAAAUCAUAAAAAUACAUACUAGAAACUAUGUAGAAAGUUUCACUUUUAUUUCAGUGUGUAUAUUGUGCGAGGGAAUCGACCGUGUCACUUCAGUUUCAGGUGAGAGAGAGUACGAGCCUGUUGAUUCUGCUUUUGAUUCGAGAAUAUCGGUAACAAUUCUAUUUCCAACAAAUUGGUGGUGUCUGAUCAUUAGGCAGUCUUUGCUUGCUGCCAGAGAAAGAAGUGAGCUAGCCCUCUCAAAAUGGCUAGUAAACGAGGAGAUAGAAACUCGAAACGGUCAUCGUCGUCGGGUCGGAAGUUUAUUGCCUCUGUGGAUUUCGGUACCACUUCGGUCCGUUGCUUUCUUUUUGAUCCUCAAGGGCGCGUCCGAUCUAGUGCUUCAGUAAAGAUCAAUCAAAUUUAUCCACAACAAGGAUGGAAUGAAAUAGACCCCGAGGAUGUUUGGACAACUUUUCAAACUGUUUUCAAAAAGGCUCUCGAAAAAGUUGACGCCGCUGUAUCUGACGUCAAAGUAUUUGGUUUGUCUACGCAACGCGGUUCAUUUGUUACAUGGGACAAACGGACAGGAAAGCCAUUUCAUAAUUUUAUUACAUGGAAAGACUUGAGAGCUGAUCACCUUGUGAAAUCGUGGAACAAUUCUUGGACCAUUCAAGGCAUCCGUCUGGGCUCGUUCAUUUUGCAUCAAGCCACUCGCAAUAAGCGCUAUUUAGCCGGUAGUGCCUUUAAAUUUAUGAAUGGUUUAGUCAAUCUACGCUUGCGCUGGGUUUUGGAUCAUCACGAAAAUCUGCGCCAAGCAGCAAAGGAUGGCAACGCCCUUUUUGGUACCAUAGAAACGUUCCUUCUCUACCGAUUGACUCGAGGUCGUCUCCACGCAACAGAUUACAGCAAUAUAUGUGUCAGUGGAUUAUGGGAUCCGUACACGUUUCAAUGGGUAGACUGGCUCAUCAACAUGCUGGAAAUUCCCAAAUCUAUGCUUCCAGAAAUCAAAGACUCUUGCGGUGACCAUUGGGGUUCCAUCCAUCAAAGUAUUUUCGGUGCCGAAAUUCCGAUUCGCUGCGUUGUGUCGGAUCAAGGUGCUUCCUUGUUCGGCUCGCUCUGCUUCAAACCUGGAGAUGUCCGCUUGACAAUGGGUACCGGAUCGUUCGUCUCGUACAACACGGGCGAAAAACCACACGCCUCCAUCUCUGGUCUCUACCCGGUAGUAGGUUGGAAGAUUGGUGAUGAAGUGGUGUUUAUCGCAGAGGGUCAUUCCAGUGACACAGCCACAGUAAUCGAAUGGUGCCGAGACAUUGAUCUCUUUGAAGAGUAUGACGACAUUGAUAAACUCAUUACGUCCAUCCCAAACAGUGACGACGUUUUCUUUGUCCCAGCUUUUAGUGGAAUCCAAGCACCCAUCAAUGAUGAAUCUGCCGCCACUGGCUAUAUUGGAAUUAAACCGUCCACCCGUAAAGUCCACCUCUUGAGGGCAGCUGUAGAAUCUUUAGCUUUCCGGGUCUACCAAAUGUGUCAACUGAUGUAUCAAGAAACGGGUGUAGUUGUAACGAAGAUGCGCGUCGACGGUGGUGUCUGUCGCAAUGAUUUUCUCAUGCAGCUCAUCUCCGAUCUCACUAUGGUCACCAUCGAUCGUCCAACGUUUAUUGAAACGGCAUCUCAUGGCGCUGCAAUGAUGGCAGGACUCUCUUUCGGGAUAUGGAAGUCGAGGAGUGAGCUGGAGGCAAUGCGGCAGACGGAGCGUGUCUUCUUCCCUGUUGAAAAUCGAUGGUUGGAUUAUGCCCCCCUUUACAGUUCUUGGAAAAAUGCCGUCCGAAGACUUUGUAAUUGGUAUUAGGUGGAUACCGGAGAAGAAUAAAGAUUAAUCAAAUGUUACCAUACAAUUUUUCUAAUUGUGCUGAAUGACUAGCUGGUCAGAAAUGGUAUCCGGUGCUCUCCCUUCAGACCAAAAUCCCCUUUUUUUUUUUUAGUUUGCCUCAUUGAUUUCCUCUCGAGCGUUUCCUCGUUAGAAAAAAAAAAUUAAUUUUAAAAUUUUUUAUUUUAUGUUAACUGUGUAAGGGGACUUUAACUAUGCCUUUCUUUUUCCUGUUUUUUUUUUACGUUUCAUCACACAAAACGAAUAUACUCGGGAAUCCACCGCAUAAAACGCAACUUUCUAUCAUAAAGUUUUCCUGGCCUUCUUUUAUCAUGGAUGUUGAAAUGCAUAAAAUUGUUUAUUUUUAUAUUAUUACACAAGUGAUAAACGCAUACUGCGCACGUA